Molecule: messenger RNA, 996 nt
Organism: Closterium sp. Yama58-4
Lineage: Eukaryota; Viridiplantae; Streptophyta; Zygnematophyceae; Desmidiales; Closteriaceae
Source: the annotation of a GenBank genome assembly
AUGAUCAUUCACUGGGCAGAACAAUGCCGCACCCACUUCAAACGUCCCAUCGGCCGCCUCCACUCUGAUGGGGGAGGCGAAUUCCUCAAUCGCACUCUCUUUCACUACUGCACCACUCAUGGCAUCCAACAGACCCACACUCUUCCCCACUCCCCUCAGCAGAACGGCAUCGCAGAAAGCCGCAUCCGCGAAAUCACUAAGAUCGCCCGCUGUCUCCUCGCUCACGCCUCCACACCCCCUUCUCUCUGGGGCUAUGCCCUCCUUCAUGCUUCCCUCCUCCUCAACCUUCACUCCCAUCCCCAACACACUGCCACUACCCCCACGGAGCUCUGGUCAGGGUCCAAACCUGACGCCGCUGGACUCCGUGUCUGGGGUUGCAAGGCAUAUGUGCUCAUCCCUCCAGCUGAACGGACCCAAGGCAAGCUCGCUCCUCGUGCCCUCGAGUGUGUCUACCUUGGCCACAACCGCGACUCGCCCGGUUACCUUUUCCUCCACCCUCCCUCUGGUCGCCUCAUCCGCAGCAUCGACGUUGUGUUCGAUGAGACCACCCCAUACUACUCCUCCCCACCACCAGACCCCCUCCCUCCUCCUACACGUCCUCUCGCUUGGACCGACACUGUCCUCCCUCCCCUCCUCCCUCCAGCACCUCUUCUUCCACCCCUCCCCACCCCGCUUCCGCCACCUUCAUCUGCCGAUAUCUACGAUCCCACUGCUCCAACAUCCCCUGCACACUCCGCAGCUCCCCCUCCCUCCUCUCCUUCCCACUCUCCUUAUCAUCCAUCCCAGCAGCAGCAGCAGCAGCCGCAGGGGCAGCAGCAGCAGCAGCAGCAGCAGCAGCAGCAGCCGCAGGGGCAGCAGCAGCAGCCGCAACAGCAGCAGCAGCAGCAGCCGCAGGGGCAGCAGCAGCAGCCGCAGGGGCGGCAGCAGCAGCAGCAGCAGCAGCAGCAGCAGGGGCAGCAACAACAGCAGCGGCACCAGCAGCAGCCAGGGCAGUAG